AUGAAACUGGAACAGAUUUCUCUCUUCAGUGAUGUUACUUUGUUAAUGCACUUUCUGUGUUGGCCCGACAGUGUCGACAGAAUGCACAACCAGAAGGAAAAAGAGUUAGAGGCUCUAACCGAGAUGUUGGCGGCAUGA
Messenger RNA from Trypanosoma brucei brucei TREU927, 138 nucleotides. RefSeq lists its product as hypothetical. Bases 1 to 138 code for a protein of 45 amino acids. Lineage: Eukaryota; Euglenozoa; Kinetoplastea; Trypanosomatida; Trypanosomatidae. The transcript has a single exon. The record is from RefSeq and is a predicted model, not a curated record.